Molecule: messenger RNA, 441 nt
Organism: Belonocnema kinseyi
Lineage: Eukaryota; Metazoa; Arthropoda; Insecta; Hymenoptera; Cynipidae
Product: probable salivary secreted peptide
Exons: 1
Coding region: 1-441 (146 amino acids)
Source: RefSeq, a predicted model, not a curated record
AUGGAGUCCUAUAAGCUGAUAUUCGCUUUUAUAUUGAAUAUACAGUUGGUUAUCAAUGCAGUUCCAUUGUCAAAUGCUAAAAAAGCAUGUCCCAGUCACGAAUUAGUUCUAGGAUCAAGAGCUCCACACGACCGACUUCUUCUGCAAAAAUUUAUAUAUGUACCAGCAAAACCAUUUAGGACUCUUAAACACAUUGAGACUAUCCGUACUCCAAGUCGUGAGACAAUAACUCGAGUUGAAUUAAUAGACCAAAAAAUUGAUGGGCGUGGGGCAAGUGUUCAAUUAAACAAAGUAAGUGGUAAUGGUCCGGCUUACAGAGAUGUCAGCGUAAAGUUCAAUAGUAAAUUUAACCACGGAGUUCAUUACAGCGUGCGAUUGUAUGGACAUAAACCAGUUGCAUUUCUUUUAUCAAAACCGCAUAAUACGGCAAUUAAGGCAUGA